AUGCCCAGCACCCGGCACAGUACGCAAGGGCCGUCGGGAGGACUGGCUGCCUCCCACGCGAGGAGGCAAGGCGGGACGAGGCGGUGUCUUCCCUCAGGAACGGAAAUGAUUAGUUCCCCCAAUCUUAGGUGUCUAGUAAGGAAGAGACGCAAAGGUUUUGUGGGCUUAUCUGUCCUGGUGAACCAGCCGCGCUGUAAAGCACAAACAGAAGCAGCUGUGCUCCCAGAGGGAGCAUCCCAGGAAAUGGAGAUGGUGGAUACUAAUGCCUCGAGGGACCAGCAAGUCUGCAAGUUCUCGGAGGACUACAAGCAAAUCUACCUGUCCCUGACCUACAGUGUCAUCCUCAUACUAGGGUUACCCCUGAAUGGCACGGUCUUGUGGCUCUCCUGGCGCCAAACCAAGCCUUGGAGCUGUGCCACCAUCUACCUGGUGAACCUGAUGGUAGCUGACCUGCUUUACGUGCUGACGCUGCCCUUCCUCAUCAUCACCUACUCCCUGGGUGACAGGUGGCCCUUCGGGGAGCUGCUGUGCAGGCUGGUGCGCUUCCUGUUCUACACCAACCUUUACGGCAGCAUCCUGCUAUUGACCUGCAUCUCCGCGCACCGCUUCCUGGGCGUGUGCCACCCGCUGCGCUCGCUGCCCUACAGGAGCCGCCGGCACGCCCUCCUGGGCACGGCCACCACCUGGGCCCUGGUGGUCCUCCAGCUACUGCCCACCCUCUUCUUCUCCCACACAGACUACAUCAAUGGCCAGAUGGUCUGCUACGACAUGACCGGCCCAGAGAAUUUUGAUCAGUUCUUUGCCUAUGGCAUGGUUCUGACACUGUCUGGCUUCGCCUUACCUUCGUUGGUCAUCUUGGUGUGCUACUCGCUGAUGGUGAGGAGCCUGAUCAAGCCAGGAGAGACCCUCAGGAGGACAGGCAAUGCAGCCCGGGCCAAGUCCAUCCGGACCAUCUUGCUGGUGUGCGGCCUCUUCACCCUCUGCUUUGUCCCCUUCCACAUCACACGUUCCUUCUACCUCACACUCCGCUUUCUAUCUUCACAGGACUGCCAGCUCUUAAUGGUGGCCAGCAUGGCCUAUAAGAUAUGGAGGCCUCUGGUGAGCAUGAGCAGCUGCCUUAACCCAGUCCUGUACUUUCUAUCGGUUGGUAAUAACAGAGUCAGGCUCUUGAAGGAACUCAGGCAUAAUAAGAAUUAGGUUCCAACAGGACAGGGACCUCAUCUGUCUGACUGCUGUACCCCUAAGGCGCCUCCGCAGCAGGGCCCAGCACACAGUGAGUGUACAAUCAACAGGAGUGGAAUGAAUAAGUAAUGAGUGGAUGCAUGGAUAAAUGAACAAAGCCCUUACCAUGGAAAAGCACUUUACAUGCAAUAAUUCAUUUGUUCCUCACAACAGCCCUUGGAGGUGCGAACUACUGUUAGCCCCAUUUACAGAUAAACAAAGAGCCUUAAGUAACUUGCCCAAGGUCACCCAGCUGCAGAAUGGUUAGAUCCUCAUGCUGGAUGGAAGCUUUGAACCCAGGCACCAGCC
This is a messenger RNA of Lontra canadensis (Northern American river otter), 1530 nucleotides long. RefSeq names its product P2Y purinoceptor 3-like. The transcript has 3 exons. Gene Ontology annotation, biological process: G protein-coupled receptor signaling pathway. Lineage: Eukaryota; Metazoa; Chordata; Mammalia; Carnivora; Mustelidae. Gene Ontology annotation, molecular function: G protein-coupled receptor activity. Gene Ontology annotation, cellular component: plasma membrane. Bases 1 to 1197 code for a protein of 398 amino acids. The record is from RefSeq and is a predicted model, not a curated record.